This is a messenger RNA of Ailuropoda melanoleuca (giant panda), 2806 nucleotides long. RefSeq names its product NOP2/Sun RNA methyltransferase 6 (gene NSUN6). NCBI's taxonomy places the organism in Eukaryota, Metazoa, Chordata, Mammalia, Carnivora, Ursidae. Gene Ontology annotation, biological process: RNA methylation. The record is from RefSeq and is a predicted model, not a curated record. Bases 62 to 1723 code for a protein of 553 amino acids. Gene Ontology annotation, molecular function: RNA methyltransferase activity; RNA binding. The transcript has 15 exons.
CGGAAGCGGCUUUCUGCAGAGAAAUUGGGGGCGCGGUUUUGAAAUGAGGUCUGAAGGCUGAAUGACCAAGGACGUGUGUGGUGGAGGCGAGGAAGCCGCUCUAAACUGGCUAUGCUCGAGAAAGCGUGGAUGUACCUCCGCAAUCCCGAAUAUAACUUGGAAAGAGCGGCGCGUUUUUCCUGGCCAUCUGGUGGUCCCGGCACGUGUGGGUGGCUACUCAUUGCCGAGACGCUGCUCACUGUUAAUUCGGAAAGAGGAAAAAAAACACCGUUUUCCAGCAUUUUUCUUGGAGGAGAAUAACACAGUAGGAAAAAUGUCUGUUUUCCCUAAAAUAUCUUUGAGACUUGAGGUUGAAAAGUAUCUUAAAGAGGAUUUUAUGAAUAAGGAGAUUGUAUCUGCUUUCGGGAAACAAGCAGCAGAAAGGAAAUUUGAAAUUCUGUUAAAUCACUUGUCACAUCCUCCAUCAUUCACAACUGUCAGGGUAAAUACACAUCUAGCCUCAGUGCAACAUGUGAAAGAUCUGUUGUUUGAUGAACUUCAGAAGCAGUUUAGUGGAUUAAAUGUUCCUAUUCUUCAACAUCCAGACCUUCAGGAUGUCUUACUUAUUCCUGUUAUUGGACCUAGGAAGAAUAUAAAAAAACAACGUUGUGAAGCAAUUGUUGGAGCACAAUGUGGCAAUGCAGUGUUAAGAGGAGCCCACGUCUAUGUUCCAGGAAUUGUGUCAGCUUCAAAGUUUAUGAAAGCUGGAGAUCUUAUUUCUGUAUACUCAGAUAUUAAAGGCAAAUGUAAGAAAGGAGCCAAAGAAUUUGAUGGAACAAAAGUAUUUCUUGGAAAUGGGAUUUCUGAACUAAGCCGCAAAGAAAUCUUCAGUGGGCUACCUGAACUGAAAGGUAUAGGCAUAAGAAUGAUAGAACCGGUAUAUCUCAGCCCCUCAUUUGACAAUGUACUGCCCAGCUACUUAUUUUUACAGAAUUUGCCAUCUGCUGUGGUAACUCAUGUUCUGAAUCCUCAACCUGGAGAGAAGAUUCUAGAUUUGUGUGCAGCACCUGGAGGCAAAACAACACACAUUGCAGCAUUAAUGCGUGAUCAGGGAGAAGUAAUAGCACUGGAUAAAAUACCCAACAAAGUAGAAAAAAUAAAACAGAAUGCUUUAUUGUUAGGGCUGAAUUCCAUCAAGGCGUUUUGCUUUGACGGAACAAAGGCUCUUCAACUCGAUAUGGUUAAGGAUGCUGAAGGAAAACCUCCAUUCUUACCAGAAUCUUUUGACCGAGUUCUUCUUGAUGCACCAUGCAGUGGGAUGGGACAGAGACCAAACAUGGCUUGUUCUUGGACUUUGAAAGAAGUGACUUCAUAUCAGCCUUUACAGAGAAAACUCUUCACUGUGGCAGUUGAGCUGCUGAGGCCGGGGGGCGUGCUGGUGUAUAGCACGUGCACCAUCACGCUGGCAGAAAAUGAAGAACAGGUUGCCUGGGCCCUCAGAACAUUUCCUUACCUUCAGCUUCAGCCCCAGGAACCACAGAUUGGAGGAGAAGGAAUGAUGGGAGCUGGCUUAGCAUUUGAACAAUUGAAACAGCUGCAGCGAUUUGAUCCAUCUGUUGUGCCGUUACGGGACACUGACAUUGAGUCUCUCAGAGAUGCCAGAGUAGAAGACAUGAUUUGGCUGGCAAAUAAGGACUGUAUAGGUUUUUUUAUUGCAAAAUUCAUAAAAUGCAAAAGCACAUAGAAGGAUCCUUAGAAAUGAAAAUUCUAAACGUUCGCUGUAUGGUUUUCUUCUUCUUCUUCUUUUUUUUUUAGCCCAACUGUUGUCAGGUCUGGUAAAUGAUGGCAUAGUUGUUAAGGAAACAGAAAAGGCUGUCAGUGGUUGCACCAGGGACCAAGAGAUUUGAUCAAGAGACUCUUAUUUCAUGGAGGAAGUAGUUAGGGGUGGUAUGAGAUUAUAUUUUGUGUCUUUAAAUAAUUUUUUUCUUAAGGAUUUAGCAUAGUAUAAAGAAAAGGAGAUGCCUGUGGCUAUCUGGAGCAUAUUUUCAUUUGGGGUUUUGUAUUUUAAUGUGUAAAGAAUGUAAGUCAUUUUUAAUGUUAAAAUUUGUGAUUGUAAGAAAUAAAAUGAGCAAUAUUUAAUGUGGUAAAAAAAAAAAGUUAUUUGUCCUUGAGUCAUAAAGUAGUUCCCUAAGAAUACAGGGUAUGAGAACUAUAAUGUGUAACCAUAACCGAGCUGAGCAUUUUAUCAGAGUUUUUCUGCUUACUAUUUGAUAAAUCAACUUUUUUUUUCUUUUAAGAUUUAUCUGAGAGAGAGAGAGAGACCACGGGAGGGGCAGAGGGAGAAUCUUAAGCAGACUCCUUGCUGAGCACAGAGCCGGACACUGGGCUUGAUCUCACCACCCUGAGGGCACGACCUGAGCCAAAACCAAGAGUUGGAUGCUUAACCAACUGGGCCACCCAAGCGCCCCUAAAUCAACUCUUUCAAAUGAAGUCUAGACCUCUCCUAAAUGCUAGUUUGUGUUCGGAAUUUCUUCUGUUGUGUCCAUCAAGAUGGCAAGGUCUCUGGGAUCAGGGCUCCGCACAUUUCUCCAAACUUUAUGUUUUAAAAAAUCCAUGUCUUCUCAUGCUCUCCGCCAAGCCUUAUGUGCUCAGCUGGGACGAAGACUGGAGACAGGGAGACCAGCAGCAGACACGAGCAAAAACAAGGAGCCAGCAGAUGAAUGCCUUCCUAGUCACCUUUGGCAACAAGCUUCCUCACAUUCCCUGACUGCUCAAUGGAUUCUUAAAGCAACACGUCGCACAAUUAAAUACAAAGCCAGGUGGGUAG